UAACAGCCCUGACGCAAGGCGAGCUGCAUAUCCUCAGCCGCCAAGACGGCCCAAGGACAAGCCAAAGUCCGAUUUUGACGUUAUGAAAAUGGUCAAGAAAAUCCAGACGGACCCAGACUUUGAGUUCAGUUACGUUAUUCCAGCUGUUGACAAAACUGCGCUGGAUUAUUCACCGUAUAACUUGAAGGAAGUGGAUUUCUCUGGAGUAAAGUCUCUCAAGGAAUACAUGACUUUCACUGCGCAGGGUGUGAUGAAGUACGGAAAGGACCCGCCUGAGUUUGAGCCGCUGGAGCAGUGGCGACGCGAGUACGACAUCUACGCGGCGAUGAUGCAGAAGGGCACGUUCCGACAGUACAGGCUGCGCAAGUGCUUCCACGCCUGGCACAGGCACACGAGACGGAUGCGCUUCGAGAAGUUGAAGGAAGAAAUGAGCCCACGGCUGUUCGGGAAUGAUGAGCUUCUCGGACACACUCUUCUCAGGCUGCGUGGAUACUGCUUUGAUAUCAGCCAGUUGCAGCUGAUCAAGCUCAAACCAGACCACACGUACAACCUGGAGGAAUUCCUAGAAGAGCAAAUCAAGCAGCUGAAGAAGGUGGAGGGUCGCCUGUCAGAGUUCAUGCAGUACGUGCGCAUUGCGGUGCGUGCCGCGUGCCAGGAGACACUGUGGAGGGACGGUUUCAUGGCCGACACUUACAUGGUGGAAGUCAAUGGGCAGUUUGCCCUUCUAAACUCCGAGGAUGCAACGGAGGUCUUGGCACGGAAAGAAGGCGGCAGAAACCCUGCUGCCGGCAUGACCGAUGGAAGCACGGCACCUGUCCAGAUUGAGCGUCCCAAAAUCCAGCGUGGCGAGCCUGAUGUGCCUGAAGGCGUUGACCCGAUCAAUGGUUCCCUUUUUCAGGAGAAGAAAAAGUAUCUGUGUGCCCGAUUGACAAGGUUCAUUCAACUGUGCGACACUCACAUUCUCACUACGAUGCACAAGUUGGUGUACAUAGCGAUCGAGGACCUUUUCACGACGCUAAACAGUUUGCUGUUGGAGCCAGGCACCACCUUACCUGAGCCCGCACCUGGUGUUAGCUUUGGUGGAGAUGGAGUGGAAGGAAAAGCUCCAGCCUUGCGUAGCCUCCUGUCCACAAGUUCUGCCGGUGGGCUCUCGAGGUCCUCAUCACAACUUUCGGGAAGCAAAACGAAUCUGGCUUCACCUUCGCGAAGUCGCUUGGGACCACCCGGCUCUGGUCGGAGUAGUCGUAACCAGGCCAAAGAGGAAGAGAAGGAGGAGGACAAGAAGACCCCUGUGUUUGUGACUGAGGUUCACUUGAGCGGGAACAACCUCGUAUUGAUUCCUAACUGCGAGCAGUUUGUACACUCGCUGUCUCAGGUCAUCGCUCAGAUGCGGUCCACGGUCAAGUGUGCAGAUCCCUUGGUAUCCAACCAGCAUUUCCAGGCAUUCACACAACCUCUUAUCGAUAAUUACCAGGAGAUUGACGAGCCACCUGCUGCACCGGACUUGCAGCGCAUGUUCACUGACGAUGCAGGCAUGAGUACCUUGGAAGAGUCGGUGUCAAGCUGCUUCCGAAGUGCCUUCAAAACCCUAGCUCGGUACAAGCAGAAGUUCACCCCGUUCCUCGAGUUCUAUCACUUCAAUCGGGGACGUGAUCUUGAAGGCGAACUGAAGGAGGAUGGACAAGAAAUCGAUUUCUUCCGUGAAUGCCUGAAGAGCUAUGAUCUGCAACAUAGGCAAGCGCUUGCCCUGGAGGAGCGAGUUCCAGUCGGCAUGAUGUGCGUAGACAGCUCACACAUGCGCGGUGCGAUCGUCCCGUCGCCGAAGAAAUGCCUCGACACUAUCCACUAUGUGAUGCCGCUGUUGGCACGGUCGCGUCUGAACGCCGUGGCCGACUUUACAGCCCGUGCCGCUACCUGGAUGGAAAUGAAGCCGUCCAGCACGACCGAGCUUGUUGAUUUCCUCACUUACCUGGAGAAGGUGGAGGGAGAUAUCGAGUCACAAGAGACCGAGGCACGAUUCAUCACGGCGCUGUACGACAUGAUUGAAGAGUUCAGCGUACCGGCAGACCCUGAGGAUGUUGCUGCGUACCAGACGAUGAGGCCCAAUCUGCUGUCGGUGCAUUCGGAUAUUGACAAAGCAAUCGCAGAGCGUGCCGCCACGACAAGCAAGCUGAGCAACAGUCUGGAUGCGGACAUUGCUGAGCUUGGCAAGGAGGUGGUGGAAGUCAAGAACCAAGUCCAGAACCCAAUGAUCUUGGACAUCACCGAGGACCAGCAGAAGGUCCAGAACUUCAUCAACGAGCUGAACCAGAGAACUGAGGCACUCAAUCAGAAGGCACAGUCCUUCAAGUCUCACCAGAAGAAGUUCCGACUGGAAGUGACACGCUAUGAGGAGCUGGAAGACCUUGUUGCAGAGGUGAAGCUCAAGCAGACCAUGUGGAAUGGCCUGGAUGACUGGGCCAAGAUGACCAAGGACUGGUUUCAGUGCGACUUCAAGGAUCUUGUUCCCGAUCAGGUGUCCAACACCACGACACGCUAUGCCAAGAUGGUCUUCCAGCUCGAGAAAGGCUUGCCACCAAACACAGUUGUGCCCAAGCUGAAACAGGCCGUUGAAGAUAUGAAGGACAAGGUAUCUGUCAUUGGUGAUCUCCGCAAUCCGUCUCUGAAAGGCCGGCAUUGGGAUGAAAUUGAAAGCAUUCUUGGUCAGAAGAUAGUUGGAAAGGACGUGGCUCCACUCACUCUCAAUCGCCUUGAAGAUCUCAACGCCUUUGAACAGACGGAGAGGAUACAGGAAGUGGCUGCCAAGGCGUCCAGUGAAGCUUCAUUGGAGGCCAUCCUCAAGAAGGUUGAAGAGUCCUGGAAGGAGAUGGACUUUCCCGUGCUGCCAUACCGCGAUGAGAAGGAGGUUUACAUCCUGGGUGGAAUUGACGACAUUCAAGUGCUGCUGGAUGACAGCAUUGUGAAUAUCUCCACCAUCGCCGGGUCACGGCACGUGGGUCCUAUCCGUGGUCGUGUUGAGGAGUGGCAGCGACAGCUGAACCUGAUGGCGGAUACGCUGGAGGAAUGGAUGACUUGUCAGCGUAACUGGCUCUACUUAGAGAGCAUCUUCUCUGCGCCGGACAUUCAACGUCAGCUUCCGUCGGAGGCGUCCAUGUUCCAACAGGUGGACAAGACUUGGAAAGAAGUGAUGAGGAAAACGCAGCGCAUUCCCCACGCCGUGCGGGCAGCCACCGCUCCUGGUUUGCAUGAGGGCCUGAAGGAAAGUAAUGAGCUUCUGGACAAAAUCCAGAAGUGUCUGGAGGAUUACCUGGAGUCGAAGCGUCUGCUAUUCCCCAGGUUCUAUUUCUUGUCUAACGAUGAGCUGCUGGAGAUUCUGUCGCAGACUCGCAACCCACUGGCCGUCCAGCCUCAUCUCAGGAAGUGUUUUGACGCUAUUCAGGCGUUGGAGUUUGGCACGCAGAUCAACGAUGAAACUGGCGAGACUGUGGCAUCGAAUGACAUCCUUGCCAUGAUCUCUCCUGAGCGGGAGAAGGUGGAGCUCACCAAGGGAUUGAAAGCGCGUGGCAACGUAGAGACAUGGUUGACCAACGUCGAGGACUCGAUGAGAGUCAGCUUGCGCAAGCUGACCAAGUUUGCCAUCGGCGAUUACGAGAGCAAGUUGCGUCACGAGUGGGUCACGCAGCACAGCAGUCAGGUUGUGCUGACAGUUUCACAGAUCAUGUGGUGCCGUGACCUGACUGAAUGCUUGAUGGCCGAAGACCACGAGGAUGUGCUUAAGAAUGUCAAGGAGGCCGAGCAGCGUUGCUUUCAGAAUCUGAACAAACUGGCAGGUCUGGUGCGUGGUGUGCUGCCCAAGCUUGUACGCAGUAUCCUGACUGCGCUGAUCACCAUUGACGUGCACGCACGCGACACCGUCACCAACAUGGUCAACGGCAAGGUGACUGGUGUAAAUGAUUUUGAGUGGGUGAAGAACCUGCGUUACUACUGGGACCUGGAGAUUGACAACUGCUGCGUGCGCAUGUCCAACUCCUACUACAUCUACGGUUAUGAGUAUCUGGGUGCCUCAGCUCGACUUGUCAUCACACCAUUGACGGAUCGUUGCUAUCUGUGUUUGAUGGGCGCUCUGCAAUUGGAUCUGGGUGGGGCGCCAGCUGGACCAGCCGGCACAGGAAAGACCGAGACCACCAAGGAUCUUGCCAAGGGCCUAGCCAAGCAGUGCGUGGUGUUCAACUGCUCUGAAGGUCUUGAUUUCAAGAUGAUGGGUCGAUUCUUCUCCGGACUGGCGCAAUCCGGUGCCUGGUGCUGCUUUGACGAGUUCAAUCGUAUCGACAUUGAAGUGCUGUCCGUCAUUGCCCAACAGCUUUUGACCAUCAGAAAUGCUAAAGCAGCAAAGGUGGCUCGGUUUGAGUUUGAAGGGCGCGAGAUCAAGCUGGAACCGACGUGCGCAUGUUUCAUCACCAUGAACCCUGGCUAUGCUGGGCGUACAGAGUUGCCCGACAAUCUGAAGGCACUGUUCAGACCCUUUGCAAUGAUGGUGCCGGAUUAUGGCCUCAUUGCGGAAGUCAUUCUCUAUUCAGAAGGUUUUGAGUCAUCCAAGAACCUUGCCCGCAAGAUGGUACAGAUGUACAAGUUGUGCAGCGAGCAGCUGUCUCAGCAAGAUCACUACGACUUUGGCAUGCGAGCAGUCAAGUCUGUGUUGGUCAUGGCUGGUCAGUUGAAGAGAGACAACCCUGACAUUCACGAAAACCUGACUCUGAUCAGAGCGUUGCGUGACAGCAACCUGCCAAAGUUUCUCUCCAACGAUGCCAUUCUCUUCCAGGCUAUCCUUCAAGAUCUUUUCCCUGGCGUAGUAUUGCCAGAGCAUGACUAUGGUACACUGCAGACAACCAUCGAGGAAGAGAUGGGCAAGGACCGGCUACAAGUGCUGCCAGCACUGGUCAAGAAGACCAUCCAGCUGUAUGAAACCAUGGUCGUACGGCACGGGGUCAUGCUGGUCGGACCCACCGGUGGUGGGAAGACAACAACCUACCAAAUUCUACAGCGUACGUUGACAUCGCUGCAUGCCCAGGGUGAAGAUAACUACUUCUACCAGAAGGUGCACACGUACGUGAUGAACCCCAAGGCAGUCACUAUGGGUGAGCUGUACGGAGAGGUGAACAAGGUCACCACUGAGUGGAGAGACGGUCUGAUGGCCACCAGUGUUCGCCACGCUGUCAAGGACGCCACGCAGGACCACAAGUGGAUCGUGUGCGACGGCCCGGUGGACGCGCUGUGGAUUGAAAACAUGAACACAGUGCUGGACGACAACAAGAUGUUGUGCUUGGCUAACAGCGAGCGCAUCAAGCUGGACAACACCAUACACAUGCUGUUUGAAGUGCAGGACUUGGCCGUCGCUUCGCCCGCCACCGUCAGUCGUUGUGGUAUGGUGUACAUUGAUCCAUGUGAGCUGUCGUGGGAACCCUACGUCAGGACAUGGAUGACAAAGUCGCUCGGGAAAGCACCACAGGAAACCAAGGACUAUCUAUGGCGUCUAUUUGAGACGUACGUGCCCAAGGGUUUCAAGUUUGUGCAAAGGAAAUGUACUCAAGCUAUGGCACAGGUUGAUAUCAGCAAGGCUGUGGCACUGUGCAAACUUCUGGAGAGCCACAUGCUUGACCGUGCCCUCAUGGACCUCUCAGAAGACACAACGAAGCUGCAUCCAUUGCUCUGCACACUGUUUGUUUUCUGCUACGUCUGGUGCAUCGGGGGAAAUCUCACAGACACGUGUUUCGAGAUGUUUGAUACGUUUGUCAGAGAUCUCUUUGCUGAGACACGCGACGUCCGAAUGCCCGGUGGUGGUGAUAUAUACAGCUACUUUGUAGACUUUGAGUCACGUCGCCUGGAAUCCUGGGAGAAGAUUGUCCCGGGCUUCACAUACGACCCAGAGCUACCCUACUUCGAUCUACUGGUCCCCACCAUUGACACCGUCCGCUUUGGCUAUCUGAUGGAGAAGAUGCUGAACGUCAACCACAGCGUUCUCUUCACUGGAACCACCGGUGUUGGAAAGUCUGUGAUAUCGAAAGGUGUGCUGGACGAUCUAGCGUCGCGUGGCUUUGUGCCAAUCACAUUCAACUUCUCUGCGCAGACCAGUAGCGGUCGCACACAAGAGAUGAUCGAGUCCAAGCUGGAGAAGAAGCGCAAGACCGUCCUAGGUGCACCCAAGGACAAGCGUAUUGUCUUUUUCAUCGAUGACUUGAACAUGCCAAAGCUAGACACCUACGGCAGUCAGCCUCCCAUUGAACUGCUUCGUCAGUACCAGGAUUUCCGAGGCUUUUACGACCGUGAAAAGCUAUUCUGGAAGGACAUACAGGACGUGGUGCUCAUUUCAGCUUGUGCACCGCCUGGAGGUGGCAGGAAUCCAGUCACGGCACGUCUCGUCCGCCACUUUGCCAUGCUCAGCAUCCCAUCACCCAAUGAAGUCAGCUUGAAGCAAAUCUUUAGGUCCAUUCUGAAUGGCUUCUUGGCAGACUUCCCGGCGCCAGUCAAGGAAUGUGCCGAUGCUAUGGUCAACGCCAGCGUGGAGAUUUUUGGUCGCAUGAGCGUGGAGCUCUUGCCCACUCCUGCUAAGUCUCACUAUGUCUUCAACCUGAGAGAUCUGUCCAAGUGCAUUCAAGGUAUCCUACAGGCCGACUCCGGCGUGAUUCGAGAGCGUGUGCAGAUCUUCCGCUUGUUCUGUCAUGAAGCCCAGCGUGUGUUCCAUGACCGUCUGAUCAAUGCCGAGGACAAGCUCUAUUUCAACACCAUGCUCUCUGAGAUGGCAUCAAAGCACUUUUCUAUUGAUCAUGCAGCGGAGAAGUUUGAGACGCAGCCUAUUAUCUUCGGAGACUUCUUGAAGGUCGGUGCGCCGGCUGCAGAUCGCCUAUACGAGGAUCUAAUCGACAUGAAAAAGCUGGAAACCGUUCUCAAUGAUUACCUGGACGACUUCAAUAUGAAUUCAUCAAAGGAAAUGAAGUUGGUGUUUUUCCUUGACGCCAUCGAGCACGUAUCAAGGAUUGCUAGAAUGGUGCGACAGCCGCGUGGAAAUGCUCUGCUAGUGGGAGUAGGUGGCACAGGCAAACAGAGUCUAACUCGGUUGGCAUGCCAUAUGGCUGGAUUCAAGUGUUUCCAGAUCGAGCUCUCUCGUGGCUACGGCUAUGCCGAAUUCCACGACGAUCUGAAGAAGCUCUAUGAUAUGGCGGGUGUGGCUGGUGCCAACACGGUCUUCCUCUUUGCAGAUACACAGAUUGUGGUUGAAGAGUUCUUGGAAGACAUCAACAACAUCCUCAACUCUGGAGAAGUUCCUAAUUUGUUUGAAGCUGAUGAGUACGAGAAGAUCAUCUCAAGUGUCCGACCUUUUGCUAAAGAGGCUGGCAUUGGCGAGCAGGACAGAGACGGCAUUUUCAAUCAUUUUAUCGGCCGGGUACGCAAUAACCUACACGUCGUGCUGUGCAUGUCGCCUGUUGGCGAUGCAUUCCGCGCACGUUGUCGCAUGUUCCCAUCUCUGGUCAAUUGCUGCACGAUAGACUGGUUCACGGAGUGGCCUAAGGAGGCUCUGCUUUCUGUGGCUACAACGUUCUUCGAGCAAGUUGACCUUGGCGACGAGCAGUUAAAACCAAAGAUCUGUGAGAUGUGCGUAGAGGUGCACACAAGUACUGUUGACAUGGCCGAGCGUUUCUUCAACGAGCUGCGCCGUCGCUACUACACAACACCAACCAGCUACCUGGAGCUGAUCAAUCUCUACUUGGACAUGCUGAAAGACAAGCGCAAGCAACUGGUAGCAGCACGUGACAGAGUAGCCAAUGGCCUGAAGAAGCUACUGGAAACCAAUGACCUGGUUUCCACAAUGAAGGUUGAGCUUACUGCUCUGGAGCCAGUCCUCAAGGAGAAAUCUGAGCAGACAGAGGUGCUUAUGGGCCGCCUGCAGGUGGAUCAAGGCAAGGCUGACGAAGUACGAAAGGUGGUGAUGGCAGAUGAAGCCGUGGCCAAGGAGAAGGCUGCCGAAACGGAGGCCAUCGCAAACGAUGCGCAGCGAGACCUGGAUGAGGCAUUGCCUGCACUUCAAGCUGCCAACAAGGCUUUGGACGCACUGGACAAGAGCGACAUUUCCGAAAUCCGUGUCUUCAACAAGCCACCAGAGAUGGUGGCCACUGUCUUGGAGGCUGUCAUGAUUCUGCUGCUCAAGAAGCCUGACUGGGCAACUGCCAAAUCUGCACUGGGUGAAGGUGGAUUCCUACAGUCCCUGAUUACCUUUGAUAAGGAUAACAUUGCCGAAGCUACAACUAAGAAGCUGAAGAAGUACAUUGACAAUCCCAAGUUUACGCCUGAAAUAGUGGCGAGAACAUCGCUGGCUUGCAAGUCACUGUGCAUGUGGGUGAGCGCCUGUGAUCUGUACAGCAAGGUCUACAGGACAGUGGAGCCGAAGCGGCAAAGGCUGAAAGGUGCCAAAGACGAACUGGAGAAAACCCAAACAGCGCUGCGUGAGAAGCAGGCAGCACUGGCAGAAGUAGAAGGGAAGAUUCAACACUUGCAGAACAUGUACGAGAAAUCCGUGAACGAGAAAGAGUCACUUGCGCACAACAUGGCGCAGACUUCUGCCCGCCUGACCCGAGCUGGAAAGCUGAUGUCCGCUCUCGGCGAUGAACAAGUGCGCUGGGAGGAGAGCGUGAAGAGCUUCCAGUCCGAGAUAGGCAAUGUGGUGGGCGAUGUGUUGGUGGCGGCUGCUUGCGUGGCGUACUACGGUGCCUUCACCAGUAACUAUCGUGCUGAGCUGGUGGCACGGUGGAUUGACCGCUGCCGAGAGCUAGGUAUCCCUGUUUCCGAUGACCUAUCGCUGAUCAAGAUUCUUGCUGACGCGUAUGAGAUUCGGCAAUGGAACACCGAUGGAUUGCCUCGUGAUACUGUAUCAACAGAGAAUGCUGUGUUGGUGACACGUGGCAGACGCUGGCCACUAAUGAUAGAUCCACAGGACCAGGCUAAUCGCUGGAUUCGACAGAAGGAGAGUGCGAAUGGCUUGAAAGUCAUCAAGCUCACUGAUCCCAACUACUUGAGAACACUGGAGAAUGCCAUUCGUAUUGGCAUGCCUGUGUUACUGGAAGAAGUGGGCGAGUCGCUUGACCCUUCUCUGGAACCUGUCUUGCUGCGGCAGACAUUCAUGCAAGGUGGGCGUCUAUUGAUUCGACUCGGCGACAGCGAUAUUGACUAUGACAAGAAUUUCAAGUUCUAUAUGACCACCAAGCUGUCUAAUCCGCACUACCUGCCCGAGGUGUGCAUCAAGGUCACCAUCAUCAACUUCACGGUCACCAAGUCUGGACUCGAAGAUCAGCUGCUCAGUGAUGUUGUACGACUGGAACGUCCAGACUUGGAAGCACAGCGUAACGAGCUCAUCACCAGUAUCAAUGCUGACAAAAACCAGCUGAAGUCCAUUGAAGACAAGAUACUCAGGUUACUUUUCAACUCUGAGGGAAACAUCUUGGACGACGAAGUUCUUAUAGAAACGCUCAACUCCUCUAAGGUGACGUCAUCUGAGAUCAGUCGACGUGUGGAGCAGGCAGAAGUGACGGAGGCGAAAAUCUCCACAGCCCGUGAGAGGUACCGACCAGUAGCAACCAGAGGCUCUCUGAUGUACUUUGUCGUGGCUAACCUAGCUGAGAUCGACCCCAUGUAUCAGUACUCACUCAAGUACUUCACACAGCUGUUCAAUACUUGCAUUGAGAGCAGCGAGAAGUCAACGGAUCUCAACAAGCGUCUUCAGAUAUUACUGGACAGCACAACUCGUCUUGUCUACACCAACGUGUCCAGAGGUCUGUUUGAAGUUCACAAGCUAGUGUUCUCCUUCAUGUUGUGCGUGGAUGUGCUGAGGCAAGGCGGUGUGGUGCUAGAGGACGAAUGGAACUUCUUCUUGCGUGGCAGUGCCGGUGUGGACAAGGAGCGUGCAGCCAAACCCGACAUACCAUGGCUGAAUGAGACACUGUGGAAUGCCUGCUGUGACUUAGAGGCAACUCUGCCUUGUUUCGAGGGUCUGUGCCAGGAUCUGGGCACAGUGCCUGUAUUUAUCCAGUAUCAAGAUAUCAAGGUUCAUGCCAACCCGGAGAACUGGGAUGGAUACACAGACACUGCUUCUGAACAGCAGCAGCAGCAGCAGCAACCUGAAUCUGAGACAGCUGAGGGUUCAGAAGAGGAUGGCAAGGAAAAGAAGGCCAGGGUGCCAGGAAAUUGGGACUCAAAACUCUCCGAAUUCCAGAAGCUGAUCUUCAUCAAGGUUGUCAAGGAGGAGCGGGUCGUGCCAGCAGCCACACUAUUCGUAUCACGGAAUCUUGGAAAGACGUUUGUGGAGAGUCCACCGGUUGGCAUGGCAACUCUCUACGAGGACAUGUCCCCGACGACACCCCUUGUGUUCAUUUUGUCGACCGGGUCUGACCCAAUGGGAAAUUUCCAGCGCUUUGCCAAAGAGAAGGGAUACAUGCAACGAUUCCAUGCAAUUUCUCUUGGUCAGGGUCAGGGGCCGGUUGCAGCCAAGUUGAUCGCCACUGCUACCAAGAGUGGUGACUGGGUAUUCUUGCAGAACUGUCACUUGGCCGCAUCAUGGAUGUUGGCCAUGGAGAAUCUGAUCAAAGAUUUCUCGGCGCCCGGCAAGGAGAUUCACGAGGACUUCCGCCUCUACCUCAGCUCCAUGCCAGCCAAGUCGUUUCCUGUCAGCGUCUUGCAGAAUUCGGUCAAGGUCACCAAUGAACCACCGAAAGGUUUGAGAGCCAACCUUCGCCGAGCCUUCGCAGAAUUGUCACCAGAGUCGUUUGAAGAGCACAUUCUGAAUCAGACAUGGAGGACGCUCGUUUUUGGUCUUUGCUUCAUGCACGCCGUUAUUCUAGAGCGCAAGAAGUUUGGCCCACUGGGCUGGAACAUUCGUUAUGAGUUCAGCGACUCGGAUCGUGAAAGCGCACUCGACAACUUGAAGAUGUUCCUAGCCGAGGGGGAAAUCCCCUGGGAUGCUCUGACGUUCAUCACGGCUGAGAUUACUUACGGUGGUCGCGUGACCGAUUCCUGGGAUACGCGCUGUUUGAGGACGCUGCUAAAGAGCUUCUUCUCCCCGUUGACUCUGAACAAAGGUUACACAUACUCUCCGUCAGGUGCCUACUACUCCCCGACUGGUGACAAAAUGAAGCCCUACAUUGAUUACAUCGAGUCUCUGCCAUUCAACGACGAUCCGGAAGUUUUCGGCAUGCAUGAAAACGCCAACAUCACGUUCCAGAUUCAAGAAACGACAUCGUUGGUCGGCACUAUUCUUGACGUUCAGCCACGACUCGGUGGAGGCGGUGGAGGCAAGACCAGCGAUGAAGUGGUGUUUGAACUGGCUGACAGUGUGCUGGGACGUCUUCCAGAUUCACUGAACCUUGAAGAGGCUGAUGAAAGUAUGUUCAAGCCGGACUCGGAAGGUCGUGUCAACAGUCUCACAACUGUGUUACAGCAAGAAGUCGAUCGCUUCAAUAGGCUACUCAAAGUCAUCAAGAACUCUAUGCACACCAUCAAGAAAGCAAUCAAGGGACUGGUAGUCAUGUCGCUGGAAUUGGAAGCAGUCUACACCAGCUUCCUAAACAGCCAGGUUCCAACGCUGUGGGCAACGGCUGCAUAUCCAUCCAUGAAAACACUGGGAUCCUGGAUCAAGGACUUAGUGCUCAGAGUUCAUUUUGUUGAUCACUGGAUUCACAAUGGCCUGCCUAGGUCCUACUGGCUAUCUGGAUUCUUUUUCCCACAAGGUUUCCUCACCGGCACUCUUCAGAACCACGCCCGUAAGUUUAACCUGCCCAUCGAUGAGCUCUCAUUCCGCUGGUCUCCAGUGCCCGUUUAUCGCAAGCAGGAGGACUUCUACAAUCAAGCGUCGGCUGCCAUUGGCGGAAAAACCAUACCAAUGGACGAAGAGUUGGCCAAGGUGGACGAUGGUGUGCUUGUUCACGGUCUCUUCAUGGAUGCAUCGCGUUGGAAUGAUGACACUGCAGUCCUGGCCGAUGCCCUGCCCGGUGAAAUGAACCCGCCAUUGCCAGUACUCCACAUGCUACCUAGUCAGAACUACGUACCGGAGGACACUCUGUACAAGUGCCCACUGUACAAAACUGCAGCUCGUGCCGGUGUAUUGUCGACUACGGGUCACUCGACAAAUUUUGUGGUGGCCGUGUACGUACCGUCGGACAAGCCCCAGGAUUAUUGGAUUGCCAAGGGUACAGCUCUGCUCUGCCAGGUGUCUGAUUAGGUCAUGGUGUACGUGUGUGUACACCGUGUGUGCAGCACCCGUACGCAUGUGCCAGUCUGCUCUGGACUUUGUCGUGCAUUGUCACAGUAGCUGUGCGGCGGGAGUCUCGUCUGCAGUCCCUGCGCACGUACAUCGACCAGCCCCGAUGUCUCUAGUGCAAGCGCGGUGACUGGUCUGGUCUUUCCUCCAUUCCGUGUCAGAACCCCUGGCCGGCUACGUGAUCACUUUCUGUUUUAUUUCGUAUUGAUUGCAUUGUCUUGCUCGACAUUGAAUACAACAGGUUUGGCCCUUGAAAUAAUUGUUGUUGGACCGUUUGAGCAAUACUCAGAGCAUAGUGGUCUGAGAGUCAUCAUUGUAAUCUGUUGCUAAUUCUGAAUUUCUUCUUUCCAUUCUCUGUGUUCAUGCGAUUGAAUUGUUUUGCACAUACCAUACUUCUUUGGCCAUAUGUGUGGCCGUUUACCGUGAAUGUGCUCCGUGCCCCCCCCCCCCCCCCCCCCCCCAUAUUCACUUGUUUUGCUAGUUCAUUCUUCUAUUCGCAAGGGAAACCUGGGCUGUCUUGCUCGGUGUCUUUACUGUCCAAAGAUGAAUGCACAUUUUGUUUCCUCAUACCGACUGCAAUGUAUACCGUGUUCACUACAAGCACUUGUAAUUUUUUUCUCUACCUAAACCUGAGCUUUCGUUGAAGAUUGUGCUUUUGUCUCAUCACAUUGCCCCGUUUUGGGUGUUAUUUUGUAUGUGUUCACUGUUUAGUACGAACGCUGUGCAGUACA
Messenger RNA from Sycon ciliatum, 13029 nucleotides. RefSeq names its product dynein axonemal heavy chain 6-like. Gene Ontology annotation, molecular function: ATP hydrolysis activity; ATP binding; dynein intermediate chain binding. Bases 83 to 12259 code for a protein of 4058 amino acids. Lineage: Eukaryota; Metazoa; Porifera; Calcarea; Leucosolenida; Sycettidae. The transcript is spliced from 96 exons. The record is from RefSeq and is a predicted model, not a curated record. Gene Ontology annotation, cellular component: dynein complex. Gene Ontology annotation, biological process: microtubule-based movement.